Molecule: messenger RNA, 234 nt
Organism: Acanthoscelides obtectus
Lineage: Eukaryota; Metazoa; Arthropoda; Insecta; Coleoptera; Chrysomelidae
Source: the annotation of a GenBank genome assembly
AUGGGAAAAGGAGAUUGCCAAACAUUAUUUAGUGAUCAGGGUGUUAUCGCACAUCUAUGGAAAGAUUCUAAAGAGGUUUUGAUUCUUUCAAGAUGUCACAAAGACGAAAUGGGAACCGUAGAAAGACGCCAACAAGCCGGAACCAAAAUUAACGUGCCCUGUCCGGAAGCUAUAAAAGCAUAUAAUGGAUGUAUGGGUGGUGUUGAUCUUUCAGAUGAAAUGUCUGUUAUAUGA